GCAACAGAGCCAGAAUGGAAGCCAAGUCGAUAUAUGAUUUUUCUGUUGAGACGUUGGAAGGAGAGAACGUUCCACUGAGCGUUUACAGGGGAAAGGUGCUGCUCAUUGUCAAUGUUGCCACCUUCUGAGGGUCAACGAUUGAGGAGUAUCACAGAAUGAAUGCACUAAUGGAAAUGUUUGGAGACCUGAAUUUUACCGUAUUAGGAUUCCCCUGCAAUCAGUUUGGUCUUCAGUCACCUGAGGUGAAUGAGGAAAUGCUUAAUAUACUUAAGUAUGUGAGACCUGGUGGUGGGUUUAUCCCAAAGUUUCCUGUAUUUGCCAAGGUCGAGGUAAAUGGAUUAAACGAAGAACCUCUUUUCACAUAUCUAAAGGAAUCUUUGCCAUUUGUGAAUCCUCUAAUUGGAGACAUAAAGAAGUUCUACUGGUCCCCAAUAAGUGUCAAUGACAUUAGAUGGAAUUUUGAGAAGUUUCUUUUUAAGGCAGAUGGGACCCCUUUCAAAAGGUAUGAACUUCAUUACCCCGUCGAAAUGGUGGAGAAAGACAUAGCAGACCUUCUGUGAUGGACAUAAGGGAAACCACUUCGUUGUGGUAGGGUGACGAUCACUCAGUAAAUGCUCAUGUGCAGCUGAGCUGAAUCUGACUGGAAGAGGAUCAUGUAUCAGAGCUUCAGUGCAUUCUCUCUGAGAACAGAUUCCCCUUCAACCACUCGAGGAGUUUCCAUAUUACUGCUGUUUUUUUUUUCUGAAAAUGGAACUG
Molecule: messenger RNA, 756 nt
Organism: Cyprinodon variegatus (sheepshead minnow)
Lineage: Eukaryota; Metazoa; Chordata; Actinopteri; Cyprinodontiformes; Cyprinodontidae
Gene: gpx9
Product: glutathione peroxidase 6-like
Exons: 5
Coding region: 156-560 (134 amino acids)
Biological process (GO): response to oxidative stress
Molecular function (GO): glutathione peroxidase activity
Source: RefSeq, a predicted model, not a curated record